Molecule: messenger RNA, 561 nt
Organism: Musca vetustissima
Lineage: Eukaryota; Metazoa; Arthropoda; Insecta; Diptera; Muscidae
Product: ficolin-2-like
Exons: 2
Source: RefSeq, a predicted model, not a curated record
AUGAGUGUAAAAGAAGUACGAGAACAUAUCAAAAAGCCGAACGACAUUGUCAUACAAAGACGAAUGGAUGGUUCCGAAGAUUUCUAUCGUCCCUGGGCCGAUUAUAAACAGGGAUUUGGUAAUAGUUCUGGAUAAUUUUUCAUUGGACUAGAUAAAGUGAACGAACUUACCAAUUCACGUCCCUAUGAGCUGCUGAUUGUCAUGGAAGACUGGGAAAAUGAUAGACGUUUUGCACGCUAUGAUCAAUUUAUAAUUGGCAGAGAAGCGGAAAAGUAUGUCCUCAAAGUAUUGGGAAAUUAUACUGGUUCCGCUGGUGAUGGAUUGUCAUUUGCACGGGGUAAGAAAUUUAGUACGAAGGAUCACGACAAUGAUGGGUCGGGUUCUAACUGUGCUGUUUCAUACACUGGAGCUUGGUGGUAUAAUAGUUGUCACUACAGCAAUCUGAACGGAAGUUAUUUAAGAGGAAAAAGUACCCAAACUGACCAAGGCGUUGUAUGGUAUCCAUUCAAAGGAAGUGAUUAUUCGUUGAAGUUUGUUGAAAUGAUUCUACGUCCAAAUUAA